AUGUUGACCACCAACUUCAGGCCAUCGCGCCUGGCCAUCACGAUAUCGGCGACCGUCUUCGUCGUCAUCUUCCUCGGCGUCUUCAACUACAUGGCCGAGACCCCCUUCGUCGACAUCUCGAUACGGCGACCCGGCGCAUCCCGCCAACCCGACACCCAUGCUCUCCCCGUCAACGCCUCCUCCCGCACGGCGGCCCUCUCCGUCGCCGCCGCCGGCAACGCGACCCUCGGCUUCUCCAAGAUCCUCAUGAUUAACAUGGAGCAGCGGUGGGAUAAGCUCGAUGCUGCCACCAUCCAGGCCUACGUUUCCGGUCUGCAAAUCGACAUGUUCAAGGCCGUCGACGGAAAGCGCGAAAUCACCGAUAUGGGCAGCGUGGGCAUGCCGCCCGCGAGCGGCGGAAACUUGAGCGGUGGCCAAAGGCCUGCUAUCGCUCCCACGCAAACGUACAUCUGGACCGACAUGAUCAUGAAUCGCUCCCCUCCCAUCCUCAUCCUCGAAGCUGACGCAUCGUGGGACGCCAACCUCCGCUCCAUCAUGUCCCUCGCCAACGAGAACUUCAUCCAAUACCUCGGCGAGAUCAAGUCCAAGCCUCAGUCGAGCCCCGUCUACCAAGCCCAAGGCAUCGUGCCCAGCGAGGAGCGACCCAUCCAGUGGGACCCCAGGGAUCCCUGGCUCUCCGAGCACUGGGACAUCAUCUCCGUCGGCCACUGCAACGACCAGCCCUCGUGGUACGGCGAGUUCCCCGACCGCGCCUACAAGGACAAGUGGGCCUCCACCCCGGGCGACCUCUUCACCAUCCCCGCCGGCUCCUCCCGCUGGUCCUACGCCCCCAACAUCGGCAUGGACAAGGGCGCCGACAGCGAUAUCCUGCAGGUCGACAAGGGCAGCGAGGAGGGCGCGGAGAGGGACAUGUCGGGCUGGGACGCCGUGCACAAGAGGAAGUCGGCCUGGGUCGUCAGCCCCAAGUUCGCCGGCAUGAAGUUCAAGCAAUGGGCUCUUGAUAUUUCUUACAGCAGGAUCUUCAGUUAG
Molecule: messenger RNA, 1029 nt
Organism: Parascedosporium putredinis
Lineage: Eukaryota; Fungi; Ascomycota; Sordariomycetes; Microascales; Microascaceae
Source: the annotation of a GenBank genome assembly